Aureobasidium namibiae CBS 147.97 is the source of this 237-nucleotide messenger RNA. RefSeq lists its product as uncharacterized. The coding region runs from base 1 to 237 and encodes 78 amino acids. The transcript has 2 exons. Lineage: Eukaryota; Fungi; Ascomycota; Dothideomycetes; Dothideales; Saccotheciaceae. The record is from RefSeq and is a predicted model, not a curated record.
AUGCCUAUCUCCAAGAAGGACCGCAUCCACCGCGAGCACAAGAAGGCCGAGGCCGCCGGCACUCGCAUUCCCGUCAACCCCAAUGGAACCCCUAAGAAGCAGCCAAAGGCAACCUCUAUCUGCGUCUUCUGCAAGAAGGAGUUGACCAGCUCCAACCUUGCUGUCCUUGAGCAGCACGCUGGCACCCACCCCGAUGCAUGGACCAAGGAGAAGUGCUGGCCCAACGAGUUCAAGUAA